AUGGAGGGUCCUACUGCAGUCGACGUUCCUGUCGAUAUCAGCUCAAAUGAUGCGAAUGCGCGAAUGGUACAAGUUUUGUGUUGUUUGUGUGGAAUUUCCAUCACUCCCAACUCUGCAAAUACAUGCGCCAACUGUUUGGCAAGUUCAUCCGACAUUACAAAAGGCAUCAGCACUGAAUCGACUCUUCACCAGUGCAAAAGUUGCCAAAGAUGGCACAAGGAAGCUGGAAAAUGGAUGGCGUGUGACCUAGAAAGUCGGGAGCUGAUGGCGCUAUGCCUCGCCAACAUUAGCGGAUUGAAGUCUUCAAAGAAAAAUGAUCAACGUAUCCGCCUUAUCGAUGCAAAUUGGAUCUGGACAGAGCCACACUCCAUGAGACUGAAAGUUCGUUUGACAAUUCAGAAGGAGGUCCACACCGGUACUAUUCUUCAGCAGGCAUUUACGGUUGUUUUCGUAGUGAGGAACCAACAGUGCAUGGAAUGUCAAGCCGAAUACCGGCAGGGGUCUUGGAAGUCUCUGGUUCAAGUUCGCCAACGUGUUGCCCACAAGAGAACAUUCCUAUACCUUGAACAAUUGAUUCUAAAGCACGGUGCGCACCGUGGAUGCCUCAGCAUCGAAACAUUCGGUGACGGUAUGGAUUUUUAUUUCCCUGACAAGGGGAAAGCUGGACGAUUCAUCUCCUUUCUCGAGAAUUGUGUCCCAACCAAGAUCAAAACAUCCAAAAAGCUUAUCUCGACUGACGACAAAUCGAACAUUUCCAACUUCAAGUACACAAACUUUGUGGAGAUCUGUCCGUUGUGUAAAGACGAUCUUUUAUUCCUACCAGCAAAGACCGCCCGCAACCUUGGAAACAUUGCGCGUCUGGUCCUAGUGAAGAGCAUUUCAAAUCUCAUUAACUUGAUUGAUCCCUUGACGGGACAAACAGCUUCAAUGAACGUUGAGUCUUUCUGGGCUGACCCAAUCCGUCCUCUUAUCACAGCCGCUCGAUCGCGAAUGACGAGGUAUGUUGUUUUGGGAAAAGAACCAGUAUUCCUUCGAAGGAAUGUGUCAAAAAGAGCAACUUCCCGAAAACAAAGAACUCGUCUUGCAAAUCUAUCUUUGGCAAGAGAAAGUGAUCUUGGUGUCAACGACAAGCAAUUCGAUGAGCUAUCAUACGUUGGAUACCUCAUGAAGGCUGGGGAUGUGUGUGUUGGUUAUGAUUUGACAGAGACCCAGUUCGUUGACGACGAUGCUGAAGAAUUCAGAGCAGCAGGUAAAUUGCCAAAUGCCAUCAUUCUCCGCAAAUUGUACGGAGGUGUUGCGACUGGCGAAUCUGACGCAGCCAAGAAGAGAAUAUGGCGUCUACAGCGCCUCGAUGUUCAAGUUGCGGAAAGCAUGAAGAGUGCCAGAGCUCAGAAGCAAGAAGCAGAACAGGAGGAUAUGGAUGAAGAAGACUUUAUGAGAGAAGUCGAAGCAGACAAGGAAAUGAGAAAUCAAAUGAAUGUCUACAAGAGUGACGCACUUAAGCAGAAGAAGGAAGAGGAAGACGCUGCAAUGGAUAAUGAUGAGGAUAGCGAGGAUGACCAGGAAGUCCAAUUAGAAGAACUCCUUGAAAACCUUGUUGUGGACAGUGGGCCUGAUCCUGAAGACAAUCCUGAAAACCAAGAAGGAUUCGCCAGCUACGAAGAAGGCGAGAAGGCCGCCAAGGAUGGUAUCCGAUAUGUUGGCCGUGAAGAAGCUAGAAAUAUGAAAGAAAAGGAGUCUGCUGUUCCAACAAAAGCUUUCAGCGACGAGUAUGACCUAUCGGAUUUGUAA
Cylindrotheca closterium is the source of this 1791-nucleotide messenger RNA. The record is from the annotation of a GenBank genome assembly. Lineage: Eukaryota; Bacillariophyta; Bacillariophyceae; Bacillariales; Bacillariaceae.